UCUGGCAUAAAAGUUUUUAUAUUAUUAUUCGACCAUAUACGAAUACGAAUGGAUACGAUAGAGUGUAGUGUUUGAUAAUAAUUAGUAAUUGAUAAUUUUUUUUUCUUUUGCUCACUCGCUGUAAGAGCUUUUAGAGUCACGAUGUCCGAUGAGUCCGAAUAUGAUGUAGAGCCGGAAGAAUUUGAUAUUUAUAAGAAAAAAUACCAGUUGCUAUUGGACAGAUGUGAAAUUUUACAACAGGAAAAUGAAAGGUUGGUCUACAGAAUUCAGAGAAUAAGGAAGCUUCUUCGACGCACAAGAAAAGAGAAAAGAUUCUUGAUCGAUCGAUUGGAUCGACAUGGAGAUCGUUGGCGAGAAACCCCAAUGGGUGUAUUCGAAGAGAACAGUGUGUUUCAAACAACUCCAAAGUCAGAGAAAGGAGGGAAAGGUACCUCGCAUAGUGUUAAAGAGGAGAAGCCCAGAAAAGGGACAAAGAGAAAGGGCACAAAAGCUGAUCCGAAUGCACCAAAGAGACCAGCUAAUCCUUUCUUCCAAUUUUGUCAAGAACAAAGACCUCGUGUGAUGGAACGUUUAGCAGGAGAACCAGAGCCUAGUAAGCAAGAACUUACUAGACAACUUGCAACCACUUGGAAAUCUCUAAGUUCUGAAGAUAAAAAAGUAUAUUAUGACAUGUAUGAAAGAUCCAAGGAGAAAUAUGUCGCCGAGAUGCAGAUAUAUAAUAAGAAGACUGAAGAUGCGCCAUGUCAAAUGCCAUUAAAUAUAACAUAAUAUUUAGCAUAAUGGAUAUUUGUAGAAAGUUGAUAACUUGUGAUCACACCUUUGUAUAAGAAUGGUACAGUAAUAAGGUGAAGAACUUGAAAGAUA
Molecule: messenger RNA, 864 nt
Organism: Wasmannia auropunctata (little fire ant)
Lineage: Eukaryota; Metazoa; Arthropoda; Insecta; Hymenoptera; Formicidae
Product: high mobility group B protein 6
Exons: 4
Coding region: 142-768 (208 amino acids)
Molecular function (GO): transcription cis-regulatory region binding
Source: RefSeq, a predicted model, not a curated record